Molecule: messenger RNA, 3429 nt
Organism: Mizuhopecten yessoensis (Yesso scallop)
Lineage: Eukaryota; Metazoa; Mollusca; Bivalvia; Pectinida; Pectinidae
Product: G protein-activated inward rectifier potassium channel 2-like
Exons: 3
Coding region: 161-1723 (520 amino acids)
Biological process (GO): regulation of monoatomic ion transmembrane transport; potassium ion import across plasma membrane
Cellular component (GO): plasma membrane
Molecular function (GO): inward rectifier potassium channel activity
Source: RefSeq, a predicted model, not a curated record
ACCCGGGACUGCAAAGAAAUGUAUUUAUUGAUUGAUUUUACUUUGACCAGACCACACCUCUUGUGAGACCAGAGAUGGUGUUGUACCUAACAUAGAUACUUAGCUAUAUAUUAGACAUACGUGAAAUUUUAUCAUUUACUAAAGACAAUUUUAUCUAACGAUGACGACGGCAGGCCAGGAGUUCGGAACGUUCUAUAUGUAUAAGGACGCCAAACCUACUGUGGAAAGUCGCUACCCUAUAUUGCAGUACGUCAAACGAAAACUUAAAAUCGGACAAUACGACCCGGAAGAUAAGAGGAGCGCGCUGGUAAAGAAAUCGGGACAUUACCGCGUCAAGUACACAGGACUAAAGCAGUUCCGAGGGUUUUUCCUACGGGACCUCUACAUCACUCUCGUCGACCUACAAUGGCGAUAUCUCCUCGCCAUCGUAUUCAACAUGUACCUGAUCACCUUCUUCUUCUUCGGAGUGUGUUGGUACUGGAUCAUGGCCAGCAAUGGCGACUUCGACCACCUCAACGACCCCGACUGGAAGCCGUGCCUUACCGGGGUCUACACAUUCGCCGGUACGCUCAUCUUCUCCAUAGAGACGCAGACGACCAUUGGGUAUGGAUACGCCUACCUUAACGCGGACUGUACCAGUACGCUCGUGCUGUUGUUCAUCCAGAUCACCUGCGGGAUAUUGAUGGAGAACCUGUUAUUGGGCUUCGUCUUUGUCAAGUUCGCCCAGCCAAAGCGCCGACAGAAAACCAUUGUCUUCAGUAAGAACGCCGUUGUCAACCAGGAAAAUGGCAACCUUUGUCUGCAGAUCCGCCUAGGAGAUAUGCGUCAGAGCCACCUGCUGGACGCCCGGGUUCAUGGAGUUCUCGCAAAGAAACACGUGACCGCAGAGGGCGUGCAGUACCCGCUGUAUCUACACGACAUGGAGUUCCAUGCGCAAGGGAUGGGGGAAAAGGUUGUGCUGAUGUGGCCACUGAUCCUGUCUCAUAAAAUCACGUCCGACAGCCCUUUUUGGACCAUCAAACCUGCUGACCUCAUGACCGACAAGUAUGAACUUAUCAUAUAUGUUGAAGGUACCAUAGAAUCUACUGGAGAGUACUGCCAGGCCCGCACCUCAUAUCUGCCGUCGGAAUUACUCUGGGGACACCGCUUUGACAGGCUAGAAGAGUUCGACAGCGGAAACGGAAGAUGGGAAGUCGACUUUGAAGGCUUCCAUGACGUAGUUUAUACGACUAACAUCCGUAACAGCGCAAAAGAAUUGUACGAUAUGAAACACGGCCCCGCCAAGGACAAGACGUAUGACGAAACUGCUAGUACCAGCCGUAAGACACCAAGUCCUCCACUCACAGUUUCCUUGCACACCAUACCGUACGACUCCCCGCCGUCAGAAUCCGGCACAUUCCAUGACGUCACAGACGAAACAACAGGGCCGGAAGAAACUUCAGUUAUGCAAGAAAUGACGUCAGAGGAUGAAAUGGAAAACUACUUCCACACCACACAUAGUUCAACAUCCGGAAACGAAGACGAGAUUGAAUCAACAGACGGUACAGCCUCUUCAGACACAAAACAUAAGGAGGAUGUAUCUACAGAAAUCCACGCCGACCUUGGAGACGGUAACUUAGGCGCUAUUCUGGAAGAGGAGGAGAGCGAUGAUUUAGCACGAUACAAGUAUGCUGAUGCUGACGAGGACGAUGACAAAUCAGAUGAUGAAUAUCUGUCAUCUUGAUACUUUAAAAUUUAUGAAACUAAAAAAAAAAUGAAACUAUUGAAGUUGUUUUGAUUGCAGAAGUUCGUAUAUAAGUGCAGCUUCUUUAAUUUUCAAGAUAAUGAUAAGCUAUCUUCUUCAUUGACAUUCAUGCUUUAAUGGUUGGCAAUGUGAAUAAGUUUGACCGAAGUAUGUUUUAAUGUGUUACAUAUAGAAAUUUGCGCCUAGAACCUCUAUCUCGGGGUUAAACGCGCCAAACGAUACUUUCACUAUUACUCUUACUAAUUGUAUGUCAGUUUCUCGAAAAAAAUGCCGGAAACGGACUCUAUACUUGAAUUCAUUUGAUAAAUGAUCCAAUGUUCCACAACCGCUGAGCAUGAGUUACCAUGUGGUUAUAACUUACGUUUUAAAAUGGUUUGAUUAGCAUAAAAAGUCCGUCUGACCAGCAUGCUUUGCUGCCUUUGUUUCGUCCCUGUACUUGUUGUACAUUGUACAUACGUGAUUAGUCCCGCCUCCUUUUACUUGUGUUUUGUUAUAUCGUGGCCUUUCAGUUUCGAUUCCCCUCAAUGUAUUGUUUAUAUUACCCCUGAGCAUGAUUUUCCUGAUCUGGAAUGUCCUUGUUCUAGCCCAGAGAAAUAAAUGACCUUGUGAAUUUUCAGUGACGUAACAAUGAAAAACAAUCGAAAGACGUCACUUUCCAGUAAUAGAAUGAUAUUUCACUCCCUAUUCUUACCUCGAUUCUCCAUCUCAUCCCAAAUGUGUGCAACUAUCUAAUCUACUACGUAUCCAUUGUACAUAACAGCCCCGUGUAUAUAGUUCGUAUUGCACUCUCUCCUGUUUCCCUCCCCAAUUCCGUACAACCUUUGCAGUACCCAUUUUGUUCCGACGCCUAUAACUUAAACAUUACAAUCUACAAACUAGUUUCUGCUGUAUGAUUUUAUAUGCCUUGUAUAUUUGCAUUUUUUGUCAAUACUUUAUUAAAACUAGAUGUACAUAACUUCCGUCGUUUCCAAGUUCCUUUUCGUGGUUGUUAAGAGAAAACAGUGAAUGCAAUUUACAUGUAGAUCUCAAUCAGAGAGGGACGACACUUUAGCACUACCGGGGUUCAAAUGUAAAAUCAGGGCCCGUAUUCAUGAAAUCAUUCUCAUGUUCAAGAAUGUAUUCUGUGCUCAAACCAAUUUUCUUGUAACUCGCUCAAAUCAUAUCAAAAGAUAAAAAAAAGUAUUCGGCUUUAAAUUCUCUUCAAAUUCCGCUAUAAAUCAUUGACAAAAUAAGAUUUUAUUAGUAAUUUAUAAACAGAAAAAGAAAUUUGGCUUGAGCACAAAAUCCCUAUUUGAGUAUGAGAACAUAUUCAGGAAUACGGGUCCUGGUUAAUAAGAAAGUAAGAUAAUUGUCCACGGAGUUGUCGCCAAAAACCACAAGUUGACAGAAAUGUGGAGUGUGAUAAGUACUUGGCGUUGUCUAUGUAUGCUAAGAGCCAAUUGUAAACCAGGUGAUGCAUUGCCUGAAAUUUUAGUUUAACUUCAUCCACCUUGCAUUAUGAUAAAUAAACGACGUUUGUAUUCAAGCAUUAAAAACAAAUUAUAAACGAUAAAUUCAUCAGAAUGCCGGUUUUAUGUUGUAUUGUUGUCUCCAUAACAAUGACACGGAUACACCUAUACAUUAUAAUUGUGCAACUGUAUGAUUGUGAUCAAUGCCUUGUCUGAAUAAAUGAACGAUUGAAUGAA